AGGGCGCAACAACAUGGACUUCCGGCCAGCUCACACAUCGAGCUCCCCUCCAGCGCGUCAGAAUUGACAGCAGAAGCUACGUAGCCAAGUUUAUAGGAAGUUUUGGCACAGAGAGUAAACACCUACAACUCAAUCUGUAGUGUGAAUUUGAGAGAUUUCGGUCAAUAUGGUUUUGCUGACAAUGAUCGCUCGGGUAGCAGAUGGACUGCCGCUUGCUGCAUCGAUGCAAGAAGACGAGCAGUCAGGAAGAGACUUGCAACACUACCAGAGCCAGGCUAAGCAGCUCUGCCGCAAACUCAAUGCCCAGAGCCCCAACAGAUGUACCCUGGAGGCUGGGGUCAUGUCUUUCCACUAUGUAUUAGAACAUGGUGUGUGCUACUUGGCCUUGUGCGAAGCCGUGUUUCCCAAGAGGCUGGUCUUUGGGUACCUGGAAGACCUCCAGACAGAAUUCCAUGAGCAGCAUGGAAAGAAAGUCCCCACAGUCUCCAGGCCGUACUCUUUCAUUGAGUUUGACACGUACAUCCAGAAAACCAAAAAAACCUACAUUGACAGCAGGGCACGGAGGAACCUGGGCAGCAUCAACACAGAGCUGCAGGAUGUCCAGCGGAUCAUGGUGGCAAACAUUGAAGAGGUCCUGCAACGAGGAGAGGCCCUAUCAGCUCUCGACACCAAAGCCAGCAAUCUGUCCAGCCUUUCAAAGAAGUACCGCAGCGAUGCCAAGUACCUCAACACCCGAUCCACCUAUGCUAAGAUAGCAGCCGGGGCAGUCUUCUUCAUUACACUUAUCGUCUAUGUGCGUUUCUGGUGGAUCUGAUGCGUAAGGACUGUGAAAGAGGAGAUAGUCUGGGUUCCCUUUGUAACCAAAUAUUAAAACUGUCAAUUGUAAUAUAUUAAUGGUUUCUGUUAACAGCAAAGCUUAAGUUCCUACAUGGGUGCCUUGGGGGGAGGGUGGGACAUUGUACACGGGUGCCUUGGGGG
Oncorhynchus keta (chum salmon) is the source of this 978-nucleotide messenger RNA. RefSeq names its product vesicle-trafficking protein SEC22b-B-like. Gene Ontology annotation, molecular function: SNAP receptor activity. Gene Ontology annotation, biological process: vesicle fusion with Golgi apparatus; endoplasmic reticulum to Golgi vesicle-mediated transport; retrograde vesicle-mediated transport, Golgi to endoplasmic reticulum. The coding region runs from base 167 to 814 and encodes 215 amino acids. Gene Ontology annotation, cellular component: endoplasmic reticulum-Golgi intermediate compartment; endoplasmic reticulum membrane; ER to Golgi transport vesicle membrane. The record is from RefSeq and is a predicted model, not a curated record. NCBI's taxonomy places the organism in Eukaryota, Metazoa, Chordata, Actinopteri, Salmoniformes, Salmonidae. The transcript has 5 exons.